GUGAGCGCGGUGUUCGACUGUUGUUCGCGAUCUUCGAGGUUGAUUCACUACUAUCGGGUUCGGACCCAACAAACGUUGCCCUAGCCUCGUCUGAUUCCAGCGGCAUUUACUCAUUUCUGCGAAAUGGCUAAGAAGAACAAGGGCCAGGAGCCUACCGCUACUUUGCAAUCCGUCACGAAUAGGGACAUCCUCCAGCGACUCAACUUCCUCUACCAAGCGAGCGCGUAUCUCAACACUAUUGCGCCGCACGCAGCCACCACCAAGCCAGAGGGGAAAAGGGCUACAAAUCAUGCCGCCAGGGAAGAGCUACGUAGGAAGAAGAGGCAUCCGGCUACGACGUCGGACCUGUCGCGCAACUAUGUCGCGUCGAUGAAAGCGAUUAGUCAGAAGGCUACGGUCAAGAUGGAUCCAACCAUCAAACGAACAAUUUGCCAGAAGUGCAAUACGGUACUAAUACCUGGAGUUACGGAGGAAGUACGAGUACGAGGAUCUCGAAUACACGGCAAUCUCGUAACAUACGCAUGCACUGCCUGCGGCUUCGUACGCCGGAUCCCUGCGCAUCCGAUCCUUGACCCAGACGCUCCCCCGGAACCCUCAGCUUCCGGGACCACACCCGCUGUUCGCACGGCAGACGUCACAGGAUAUGAGCCUGAGGCGAUGGACGUCGACGUUGCCCAGCCCUCGACCUCUGCUGCGGGCUCAAAGCAAGAGACGAAGAAGGCGGAGAGGCCGAAGCGGCGUCGGAGGAAAGGACCUCAGCCCCGGCUCCCUCCUCUGUUCCAGAGGAAGGGCCAUGUCGUCUUCAGAGGGAAUGCGAGACUCGAGUCUGACGAUGCAGUAUGAGCCCCAUGUGCUGCCGAAGAAACAGUUGCAACCCGAGUGUCCAUCACACGACAUCUCAAUCACAAACCUUUCGUUGGGCAGGAAGCUUUUAUAGCCUGUGUCUAGCUGUGCUCAGGCCUUGGGCAGCCAAACCCAGUGAUUGUCGCAUCCCGAUGAUUGGUGAAGACCACUGCGAACAUUGAUUGGCGUGUGUUAUGUGACGUGUGUACUGUAUUGUACGUGUGUUGUAGUAUACGACCAGAGGACAAGUGUCCAGACGUCCAGGAACAGACGAACAUAUGUAAGUUUUGUACAAUAGGAUUAUGCGCUU
Molecule: messenger RNA, 1153 nt
Organism: Rhodofomes roseus
Lineage: Eukaryota; Fungi; Basidiomycota; Agaricomycetes; Polyporales; Fomitopsidaceae
Product: Rpr2-domain-containing protein
Exons: 3
Coding region: 124-843 (239 amino acids)
Biological process (GO): tRNA processing
Cellular component (GO): nucleolar ribonuclease P complex
Source: RefSeq, a predicted model, not a curated record